Messenger RNA from Oreochromis aureus, 4036 nucleotides. It is a transcript of the gene rgs9a, whose product is annotated as regulator of G protein signaling 9a. Gene Ontology annotation, biological process: intracellular signal transduction; G protein-coupled receptor signaling pathway; regulation of G protein-coupled receptor signaling pathway. The transcript is spliced from 17 exons. The record is from RefSeq and is a predicted model, not a curated record. Bases 1 to 1446 code for a protein of 481 amino acids. NCBI's taxonomy places the organism in Eukaryota, Metazoa, Chordata, Actinopteri, Cichliformes, Cichlidae.
AUGACUAUCAGAACAGCGCGCCCAAACCGGGCACAACAUUUCCAGCCCCGUUUGUAUUGCCUCAAAAAGCUGGAGUCGAUUUUGCUAGAAAUGCAGGACCCAAAAAUUGGAGUUAAAGGUACAGAGCAGAAGCUCAAUAUCAGUACCAUCCCACAUGUCAUUGCUGGUAAUGACAUAAUUGCUUGGAUUAGCAACAAAAUGAAGACCAGUACAGAAGAGGCUCAGGCCUUUGGCACCAUGUUGGUAGCUUAUGGUUACAUCUACCCCCUGCAGAACCAUAAGAAGCUGGUCAUGUGCAACGACAGCAGCCUGUACCGUUUCCAGACUCCUUACUUCUGGCCAACACAGAAAUGGGUCCCAGACGACUCUGAUUAUGCUAUUUACCUGGCAAAGCGGAACAUCCGGAAGAAGGGCAUGCUGGAACCAUAUGAACAGGCACAUUACAAUCACCUCCAUGAAUGGCUGAACCACAAAUGGGAUUUCAUUGUGAUGCAAGCAACUGAACAGUAUAAGGCUGGCAAAGAGAGGAAGAAGCCAGAUCGCGUGGUGUUUGACUGCCAGGAGAGGGCGUACUGGAUGGUGAACAGGCCUCCGCGUUGUGCUCACAGUGCCAUGGACUGUGGUCCAGACAGGCUCAUUGACCCAAACACAGAUGAGAAAACCACUUUUGAUAUCCAUAGACGCAAGAACAUGUUCUAUCAACAAGCUAUCAUGAGGUCCAAGGUCAAAUCUAGCGUCUCUCUGGGAGCGCUGGUCAAAUACAUCACAACCUACAAAAAUCACGACCCAUUCCUGGCUUCCUGUCUACCCAGCAACCCCUGGCAAACAGACCAUGAUGCAUACUGGACUCUCAACAUGAGAAGGGUUGAAGUUCCUACUAAAAUGCGUGUGGAGCGCUGGUCCUUCAGCUUAUUCGAGCUGCUGAGCGACCUGCGAGGGCGAGAUGACUUCAAGAUCUUCCUUAAGAAGGAGUUCAGUGGUGAGAACUUGGCUUUUUGGGAAGCAGCAGAAGAACUGAAGUGGGGAACCGCAUCGUCUAUGUCAACAAAAGCUGAGACCAUCUUCAAGACCUUCCUGGCCCCUGGCGCCCCCCGCUGGAUCAACAUUGAUGGCAGGACAAUGGGUCUGACAGUGAAAGGUCUGGAACAUCCUCACCGCUAUGUGCUGGAAGCAGCACAGACGCACGUCUUCAUGCUCAUGAAAAAGGACACGUUCUUCCGUUACCUCAAGUCACCUACAUACAAGGACAUCCAGAAGAAGGCACUGAACCCUGAACAGCACAACUUCAGUCCUGCCAAUCUGGAGCAAAAUGCUCUGAACCGGAGCCCGGGCAUCCACCCCAUCAUCCUCUGGCAGCAAGAAGAGGAGGAAAAAGCCAAGGUUGCCGCUGCCUCCGCUCCAGUGGAUGUCAAGGCCAUGAUGAGCAAGAUCGACAGGAAGAAGUAGAAAAAUAUAGUGCAGGUGUGUUUGUAUGCACGCAGUUUGGUUCAAAGCAGUCCUCUUUGUAGCUGGAUACAUAAAAGGUGUCACUUUACUUAUUGAUGGUCUCCCGUUUUAGUAACUGUGAGUUAAUUUAAACUGUAAGGAAAAACUUUAUUGGCUUUCAGGGCCAAGAUCUGGAGAAACGUGGGCUGAGCCAUCAAAAGCUUUUCUUCUGUCUGUGCACAGAUUACAUUUCAUUUGCUUGUUUGAGUGAAAUACUCCUAAAGACUGUCAAGUUAUAGUUUGACAAACAAUCAUUUACAUAUCACAUUUUCUGAUGUAUUUAAAGCUGUUCCUCCAGUUUCUACUAGUCAGCGGAUCAUCUUUCAUGUAUAUUGUGCUAACACAGUUUGUUAAUAACACUCCUACUGUUGUGAAUAUAGAACUGUAGCUGCACAUAUGCACUGCUGUCAUUACAGGGUUUUGUUUUGGUCUUAUUAGAUUAAAUGUGUCACAGUCAUGCAAAAUAGCAUUUCAGUGCAUGUCAAUGAAAGAGUAUCUGUGUAGCAACCAAGUGUGGACCAUGUCCCCAAAAUACAAAUAAAUAAAAGAGAAUAAAUAAGCUCAACAUGUCGAAGACUUUGAAUGUCACGGCUGAUUUUUUUUCCUUUCACUAUUCUUCUUUUAAUCAGCCAACAUAAUCAGUCCCUACUGAUAUAUCAAGGAUACAUCAAUAUUGGCAUAAAUACUGUGUUUGUAUUCAAAUCAAAAAGAGUUUAUUUUAACAGAGCUGUGCAAAAACACGUUGGUGAUCAUUUAACAUGGUGUCUGGAGGAGGAGCUUAAACCUCGUCGUCUCUCAGCACUGUAGGCAUCUGUGGCUCAGAGGCUACAGUAGGUUGUAUCACUGGGUAAGUUUAUAAGUAAGUAACAUUUAUUUACAACAAUUAAAGCACAAUAAAUACCAAAGAGAACCAUGUUCAAACAGAAGGAAAAUGGUUUAAUCUGCUGAUUUAAAGGUUUUUAACUGUUUUUAAAGACUCCACAGAGCUUAAGUGUGAACUGUUUUAAAGCCUUGGAGCCAAAGACUGAAAGAUUCUGUCCUUCUUAGUCCUCAGUCUUACAUGAGAUACAAAUAGUUUAGAUGAGAAGUGUGGAGAGCGACCAUCCAAUGCUCUGUAUGCUGCAGCGAUAAUCCUGAGCCAUCUGUGGGUGGAUGAGUGUGAGUGUGAGCGAGAUGAAGUACAAAGAAGUGAUGUGUGCUAAAUGUGUAUUCAUGUUUGAAUUUUAGGUAAGAAAAGGCUCUAAAUGUGUCCCAGUUCUGUUUAUGCUUAAGAAGUACACAGCUGUCGUCAACAAGUAUUUUCAUGAUAAGUUGCCAACCUGAGAAACACUUUCUAUCAAUCAACACUUUCAGCAUCUUUUUAAACCAAAGCUCCAAAAGGUGAUAGAAUCCGUGGUUAGCAGAACCCACAGUGUGACAGUAAACAGCAGGUAUGCACUGAAUAACAGGAGGACCAGAAAAAUAAGUUUGAAGUUAUCGACCUGCCAUGCUGUCAGCCACACCAGGGCACGCUUAAGCAGUUAUGCUGAAACUCUGUUAGAAGCCAGGAUGAACUACUUUUGCCAAGCACCGCCCUUCCUGGUGUCCAGAGUGUACUUGCUGCACUAAUUUUAGCUUUUCAGAACUAGUAACAAGGUCACACCCCCACCCCCAGCUUCAUCACCUUGGGUUUUGCAUGCCCUCUUGCAACCUUUGGAAGCAGUGCAUUUAGCUGGUCUCUGAGGUCUAUCACAGCGGGGAGGGAGGUCACACUCUGCAGCAUCCCUGUUGUGAAUCAAGGUAAACUCAACUGCCAACAUGAACCUUUGCCACAGUCUGAGCAGAGCCCUCUGGAGCAGGUCACCAUACACUGACUAGUCUCCCAGUUCCUGCUGUCAAAACAUCCCCGCAGCCCGAUACUGCCCCCACCACACUCACUGCAGUGAUGGUACUGGUCAGGUGCUGAGUGCUGCCUGUUUACUGCAGACGUGAGCUUUGGCUUUCAGGCCACAGGUUCAACAUUAGCUUCAUCAGACCACACUUUGGCUGCCUUCUUGCUUCAGUUGGGUCAGCUCACUAACUAAGGACCUUCAGUUGUCCAGAUUGGUUCAGCUCUGGGAAGAGUCCUGGCGCUCCCAUUUAGGAAUGAUAGUGGAAACUGUGGUCAAUGUGCUUCAAUGCUGCAGAACAUUUUCUGGACCCUUCCCCAGAUAUGUCCCUCGAAACAAUCCUUCCUCUGCGGCCUGCAGACAGCUCCUUAGACUCCAUGGAGUGGUCUAUGAGAUCUUAGACAGGAGUGUGUGUAACACACAGCUAGCUGCUGAGGCUCAACCAGCUGUGUGUUACACACACUCCUGUCAGCAUCUCCUGCCACGUCCCAGCACACCACUGAAACAGGGACAGAACAAUCAGACAGGUAUCAUCUGUGGCAGCUAGCACUCCCGUAGCACCAGCCCUGACCAACACACCUGAGCUCGUGUCACGGUAAAGGCUAUGAAUACUCAAAUACUACUCACUGUUCUUUUUAUUUCAUACUAGAGAUGGCACGAUACCACUUUUUUAUGUCCGAUAC